Colletotrichum spaethianum is the source of this 1980-nucleotide messenger RNA. Its product is annotated as levanase. The coding region runs from base 1 to 1980 and encodes 659 amino acids. The record is from RefSeq and is a predicted model, not a curated record. Gene Ontology annotation, molecular function: sucrose alpha-glucosidase activity. NCBI's taxonomy places the organism in Eukaryota, Fungi, Ascomycota, Sordariomycetes, Glomerellales, Glomerellaceae. The transcript has a single exon. Gene Ontology annotation, biological process: sucrose catabolic process.
AUGGCAGUUCUCAAGGGCAGUGCCGUCUUCACGGCCAUUGCUUCUCUCGCGGCCAUCGCCGUCCCUACGUCCGCGGCCGUUCCGGCGACCCUCACGCCCGAGUACCUCGCGACGGCAGGCAACAGCUCUCUCUUCACCCGCUGGAGGCCUCGCUCUCACUACCUCUCGCCGCAUAGCUGGAUGAACGACCCUUGCGGUGCGGUCUAUGAUCCGGCCACCGAGACAUACCACUUGCACUACCAGUUCCACCCCAACCACGUGAACUGGGGCAACAUCUCCUGGGGCCAUGCCGUCUCCAAGGACCUGUUCCAUUGGACUGACGUCGGCGACUGGGCCAACGACUCGUCCGUUUCCCUCGCCUCUGGCAAGUACGCUGCCGGUCCUCUUUCACAAUUCACCGGCACGACCCAGCCGGUCAACAUUGAAGGUGUGAACGAUGGCACUCUUCUGACUUUCGGUACCGGCAUCCACGCACUGCCCACCAACUGGAAGCAGCCGUACAUCACUGGCACUGAAGUGCAAGCCAUGUACACCUCUGCUGAUGGUGGUACUACCUGGGAAGAGGUUGGCACUGUUAUUUCCGGUCCUCCUGAGGGUUGGAAUGUCACUGGGUGGAGAGACCCGAGCUUCUUCCCCUCCACGGACCUUGACAGCCUCCUUCAGGUCAGCGAGCCCCACUACUACAUGGUACUCGGGUCCGGCCUCAAGACCGGAGAGGUUCCCGCCCAGCUGCCCGGCGCCGCACGCCCCGGCUUCAUCGGGCCCCGUAUCCCGCUCUACUCUGCGCCCGCCUCCAACUUGACCCAGUGGACUUUCCUCGGAGCCCUGUGGGAGCCUGUGGCCAACUCGUCCCUAGGCAAGCCCGACGUUACCGGAUCCUACGGUUACAACUUCGAGGUCAGCAGCUUCUUCGAUCUCCCCAUUGGCGAGACCGAGGAGAAGGCUUGGUUUGUUACCAUGGGAGCUGAGGGCGGCAACACCACCCAGCACUGGAAAGAGCAGUGGGCUCUCUGGAAUCGCGGAGACGUUGCGCGCCGCGACAACGGCUCCGUUGAGUUCACCCCCCACUCUGGCGCUGCCUUGGACUGGGGUAUCUCAUAUGCCCAAGCCACUUGGCUCGACACCCGCAACAACGGUCGCCGCAUCAUGUGGGGAUGGGCUAACGACGACAUUCUGUCCGACUAUGCAUUUGAUACCUCUAAGCAGUUUGGCUACAUGGGAUCUAUGAAUCUGCCCAUGGAGCUGUAUAUCAAGGAGACUAAGGGCGUCCAGAACUGCGGUACGCAGCAAGACGGCAGUUUCUGUAUCGAAAGCUGCAACGGCGCCACCGCACAGACUCUCGGAAUCCGCCCCCUGUCCGACGUUCUUGAGCUUCUCCGUGUUGGCGCUGAGGUCCACGACUUCCAGGUUGGCGAGCUCACCGACGCCGCCAAGUCCGUUUCCGCCAACAUCGGCACCUCCUACGAGCUGACGGCGACCCUUAGCGGCUUCAGCGGCCCGGCUGGCAUCAUCGUCGGCCAAAGCCCCGACAAUGCCGAGUACACCACCAUCGUCUUCGACCCGGCUACCUCGCAGAUCAGCGUCCUUCGCGACCACAGCAGUCUGCUCCCCAAUUUCAACAACGACAGCUUCGUCGGCCACUUCGAGCCCUACGAGAUCCGUGACAAGGCCAGCAACGCCACUGCUACGGAGGAGCUCAACUUCCAUGUUGUUUUGGACGGCUCCCUGCUUGAGAUCUGGGUCAACGAGCGCUUUGCGCUGACGGCACGCAUCUACCCCUCGCGCAAUGACAGCACUGGUCUGAGCUUCUUUUCUGGUGACGCGGCGGCGCCCGCUGGCAUCAAGGCGACGUGGAAGGACGUGAAGGCUUGGUCCGGCCUUGCCAAGGCGUGGCCAGAGAGACCCGAGGAUACUAGCGUCCCCUUGGUCUGGGAUACUGCUGAGCAGACAAACAACUAUACUUGGUGGCAGGGAUACUAA